AAACUGACUAUUCACUAAAGCCUAUCCACCCUUCUCGCAUGGCAUCCCCAACCAUUCUUACAAAGUCAACCCCUUGGCUUGGCUUGCCUUCUUCCUCCGUAAUCCAACAAAACGCAAACGCUCCUAAACAUAACGGCACACGAUGGAAGACGAAACAACCGACAGCCGGAACAAGGCCAGACUGGCCAUACUUGAGCUUGCCAACAUGAUCAGCGUUCCUAUGUCUCUAAACGCUGUCGUACGUCUCAAUGUUGCGGAUGCCAUCUGGCAAGGUGGUGUGAACGCUCCUCUCUCCGCCUCUCAGAUCCUCGAACGUGUCCUCCCUUCCGGCGCUGGAGAUCCUGAAAACUUACAACGGAUCCUCCGCAUGCUCUCCAGCUACGGCGUCUUUGCCGAGCACCUCAGCGACGCUGAUGCUUCUGAACGAAAAUAUAGUCUCACUGAAACCGGGAAGACUCUUGCCACUGAUUCUCAAGGUCUAUCCUACGCUCCUUACGUCCUCCAACAUCAUCAGGACGCACUGAUGAGAGCGUGGCCACUGGUGCACGAGGCGGUAGUGGAUUCAACCUCAGAGCCGUUCGUGAAGGCGAACGGCGAAGCAGCGUACAGUUAUUAUGGCAAGAAGCCAGAAAUGAACGGAUUGAUGCUGAAGGCAAUGUCUGGGGUAUCUGUGCCAUUCAUGAAAGCUGUUUUGGAGGGUUAUAAUGGAUUUGAUGGUAUAAAGCGAUUGGUUGAUGUGGGUGGGAGUGCAGGGGAUUGCCUGAGGAUGAUCUUACAGAAACACCCCAAUGUCGUUGAAGGGAUCAACUUCGAUUUGCCUGAGGUUGUUGCCAAGGCACCAAGUAUCCCGGGUGUGACACAUGUUGGUGGUGACAUGUUUAAGUCCAUUCCUGGCGGUGAUGCUAUCUUCAUGAAGUGGAUCUUAACAACAUGGACAGAUGAAGAAUGCAAGGUGAUAAUGGAGAAUUGUUACAAGGCACUGCUGGUGGGAGGAAAAUUAAUAGCAUGUGAACCGGUGUUGCCUGAAAAAACGGAUGAUACUCACAGGACUCGAGCACUAUUGGAAGGAGACAUCUUUGUUAUGACGAUUUACAGAGCUAAAGGAAAACAUAGAACUGAACAAGAGUUUAAGAAGCUUGGUCUUUCUGCAGGCUUCCCUCAUUUCAAACCAUUCUAUUUUGAUUAUUUCUACACUGUUUUAGAGUUUCAGAAAUAAUUUAAACAGUUUUUCUGCCAUUGUAACUCUACUUCAAAUGGUUGAAUACAAACUACUACCUAUAUCAGAGUUUCUUUUCCAAUAAAA
This is a messenger RNA of Mangifera indica (mango), 1303 nucleotides long. RefSeq names its product nicotinate N-methyltransferase 1. Gene Ontology annotation, biological process: methylation. The record is from RefSeq and is a predicted model, not a curated record. The transcript has 4 exons. Lineage: Eukaryota; Viridiplantae; Streptophyta; Magnoliopsida; Sapindales; Anacardiaceae. Bases 143 to 1216 code for a protein of 357 amino acids. Gene Ontology annotation, molecular function: S-adenosylmethionine-dependent methyltransferase activity; O-methyltransferase activity.